AUGGUGGUAUUUGUCGACCUCGACGAUGCAUUUCCCGACGGAUCGGCACUCUUGGGGAAGCCAUUCCCUUUGAUGGUUGACCCCAUCGCGUCGGAGCCGGCCGACUUAUCCACAUCGCCUACUUCCCCGAAUGAAAGGGCCGACGAGAUUCUAAACCCCAAUCGGAAUGGAUUCUCGGCGGCUUUGAGCUGUUAUCCCAUCGUCAAAGAAAUCGCUCGCGCCAUCGACCUGAAUACCCUCUACGCGCUCUCGAGUACAUGUCGCCAGUUCCACGUGAACUUGGCACCGUUCCGCCACCAACUAGCGAGAGAGACUCUCCGGUGCGAGAAUGAAUACAUCGAAACCCUAGCAGAGAUGCUAGACAGCGGCUCUGUCCUCCCAGACAUGGGCAAAUGCGCGCGCGACAUGGUGGGCGAAUGUCGACGCUGCGCCAAGGUUGUAUGCAGAAACUGCACAAUCAAACCCCCUUCCCAACCAACCCUUAAAAACCGUAUCCGUCGCCUCUGUCGACCCUGCGGCACAGCGCCACUCUCCUCCCACCUCUCCUACACAACCUCAGACCCGCACACCCUCGACACGUGGGACGAGAACAGCGUCGCGGCAAUUGCGUUCGCACGCAGCCCCUGCAAUUGCGAGGAAGCCGUCUGGCUGUGCACUCAGUGCGGAAUGACGCUGCGCAGUAAUGACACGACAUACCGUCGUGUUUGGGCUUGGCGCACCCGCUACAGCACGUACCUUGGCGGCGGGCUGGGCACUGGUAUUGGUGAAGGCUGCCAGGGCGUUAAGUGCGGGCGUGGUGAGAGUUGUCUUGCUGCACAGGAGAUUGAGCUUGAGGUUGACUGUGAGGCUGAUGAGGGGUCUGGGUCUGGGAGUGAGACCAGUAGUAAUGCACAGAGUCCAGCUCCUCCGUCGUUUGGUCAUGAGGGAGUUGGUAUCUCGACGGAUAGCCAUGAUGAUGAGGAGCCCGGGUAUUUCAGACAGGAGGUUAUUGGGUUGGGUGGCAUUGUUAAGCAUAAGUCUAAGAAGAGGGUUAAUGUUGGUGCUUGUGUUGUUGAGUAUGAGGAUGAGAGGGAGACGGGGAAUUAUCUUCAGAGGGAGGAGAAGGGUUUGUAUCGUGGUUGGUGUGGGUGGUGUUCUAGAGUGAUUCCGGCGAAGAGCGAGCAGACUUGA
Penicillium samsonianum is the source of this 1170-nucleotide messenger RNA. RefSeq lists its product as uncharacterized. The transcript has 4 exons. The coding region runs from base 1 to 1170 and encodes 389 amino acids. Lineage: Eukaryota; Fungi; Ascomycota; Eurotiomycetes; Eurotiales; Aspergillaceae. The record is from RefSeq and is a predicted model, not a curated record.